UCGCACAGUAUUAUGUCAAAAAUAAAAAUCUACAUUCGAGGAAGUCAGAAGGGUACUGUAGCUAAAGCUAGAAGAGUGGAAUAAGACAAAUAUUGUCGUUUGUCGAAAAUAACCUCUAUCGAAAACCCCUGAAGACCACUGCAAUGGCCGAGGAAAACAUCUUCCUUUUCGUUCCGAAUUUGAUCGGCUAUGCUCGCAUCGUGCUGGCUCUGCUUGCCUUCUACCUGAUGCCAUGCUGUCCCGUACCAGCUGUGUUCUUCUACCUGCUCAGUGCCCUCCUGGAUGCCUUUGAUGGGCACGCCGCCCGCGCCCUCAACCAAGGCACUAAGUUUGGUGCGAUGCUGGACAUGUUGACAGACCGCUGUGCCACCAUGUGUCUCCUGGUCAACCUAGCUCUGCUUUACCCCUCCUACACCUUCCUCUUCCAGAUCAGCAUGAGCUUGGACAUCGCCAGCCACUGGCUGCACCUGCACAGCUCAAUGAUGAAGGGAUCCACCAGCCACAAGGCCAUUGAUCUAUCUGGAAACCCCAUUCUUCGCCUCUACUACACUUCCCGGCCGGUGCUGUUUGUCAUGUGUAUGGGGAACGAGCUCUUCUUCUGCCUGCUCUACGUCUCCUACUACAUUGAGGAACCCCAUGUGUGGCUGCAGUGGCUGCUUGGUGUCUGUGCCGUGGUGUGCGUGCUGAAGUCUGCCAUCAGCGUUCUGCACCUGAUCACCGCCUCCAGGAACAUGGCUGCCAUCGACGUGUCCGACCGCGAGAUGGAGAGGAGCAAGGCCGAGUGAGAGAAGGAGAGGGGUGGGGGGGCGCUCUUAAUCCCUUGGUACGUGUGUAGAUCUGAGAGGAUGGGUGUAACGAUUUGGGAACCAAUCCACCUUGUCCUCUGAUAGGCUAGGUCCGGCUUUUUCCCCCUACGUUUUACACCGACCCGAUCCUCUCGGAUCUACUUGAAUGCCUAGGGGCUAGAGGUCGAGUUAGGAUAAGGCAAAGAAGAGGGGGAGAGAGAGGGAGGGUGUAGGAGGCUGUAGAUGGGUGCUUCUCAAUAGUCUAAAGUGGCUUCCUUUCCUCAUGUCCUUUCCUUCCAUCUGCGCUGAUCUGAAAACGAGAGAUUGGUGAAAAUAGUAUGUCGGAUGCCUACUAGUCAAUACUGCUUACCCAUCCAGUUAUUUCACAUCAGACGAGAGAAAGGAUUGGAGAUGAGGAGAGGAAGCCACUAGACUAUUGAGAUGCACCCUGUGUCCCAAAAAU
This is a messenger RNA of Salvelinus sp. IW2-2015, 1248 nucleotides long. RefSeq names its product CDP-diacylglycerol--inositol 3-phosphatidyltransferase (phosphatidylinositol synthase) (gene cdipt). Gene Ontology annotation, biological process: phosphatidylinositol biosynthetic process. Gene Ontology annotation, molecular function: CDP-diacylglycerol-inositol 3-phosphatidyltransferase activity. The record is from RefSeq and is a predicted model, not a curated record. Lineage: Eukaryota; Metazoa; Chordata; Actinopteri; Salmoniformes; Salmonidae. Gene Ontology annotation, cellular component: Golgi apparatus; membrane.